Meloidogyne enterolobii is the source of this 804-nucleotide messenger RNA. The record is from the annotation of a GenBank genome assembly. Lineage: Eukaryota; Metazoa; Nematoda; Chromadorea; Rhabditida; Meloidogynidae.
AUGGCGAAAGUCGAAUCUUACAAUGAAAAUAAGAGAACUCUGGGCAUUGAGGCUCGUGUUUAUCUUGAUUGCAAAGGUGUUCGUGGUUUCGCGGAACUAUAUGAUCGUUUCAAAACUUUAAACGGCAGUCGCGUCCUUCUGAUCCAGCGCCUGGGCACGGAUUUAAACCGAAUCAGACGAGCUCACCCGGGUCAUAGUCUGUUGCAUGUAGAUGCUCUCAAACUUUGCCUGAAAACGUUUACACGUAUUUGGUCUCUCCAUGAUCGCAGUUGGAUGCAUCGGAACAUUAAUCCGAGCAAUUUUGUUGUUGGACAGCCUCAUUCGGAUUUUGAUGACCAAAUUUUCAUAAUUGACUUUGGAUUAGCACGGCGGUGCCGGGAAAAGUCACGUCCAUUCGGAGCAUGUCCAAUUGUAGGCUCUGAUGCCUACAGGCCGAUUUCAAAUUACAGCCGGGUGGAGUACCAGCCAAAAGACGACAUCGAAUCUUGGUUCUAUAUGUGUCACGAAUUCUUUAAUGGUAAUUUGCCCUGGGACAAGCUUCCGCACAACUUUACAGUCGAUUUCAAGGUCCAUUGCCGCGGUUUGGGGCGUGAUUUGUUGCUGACUAAUAUGCCUGUCGUGUUUGAUGAGAUCUUAGAGGCCAUCAACUCCUCAAAGACAAAUGUUGACUAUUUUCGGAUUUCGGCGCUUCUGAAGGCUGAACUUGCGAAGCUGAGUCUGGAACAGUUGAAUGAGCCAUUCAGUUGGAAAAAAGAUCCAAGAAUUGUAUACCGUGCUUACAAGAUUGAACAAGGAUGGAAGUGA